GCUAGAACGCCCUACUGCGCAUGCCUGCCGGCUCCCCAGCGGAGGCUGGGUACAGUGCGCAUGCUCACGCCGGGGUCAAAGGGUCAGCGUCUUUGACUGGCUGAGGGGAAGACGCCGGGCGGUAAAUGGCGCUGUAGGCGGGAAGAUUGAGUGGCUGGUGCGCCGAGCCUCCGGGGAGAUGUGUAGUGACUUCCAUAGGGCUGAAUCUGGGACGGAGCUCCUUGCCCGACUGGAAGGUAGAAGUUCCUUGAAAGAGAUAGAACCACAUCUGUUUGCUGAUGAAGAGUCACCUGUGCAUGGUGAUGUUCUUGAAUUUCAUGGUCCAGAAGGAACAGGAAAAACAGAAAUGCUUUAUCAUCUGACAGCACGGUGUAUACUUCCAAAAGCGGAAGGUGGACUGGAAGUAGAAGUUGUGUUUAUUGAUACAGAUUACCACUUUGAUAUGCUCCGGCUUGUUACGGUCCUUGAGCGUAGACUGGCGCAGAGCUCUGAAGAGAUGAUAAAACACUGCCUUGGGCGACUGUUUCUGGUGUACUGCAGCAGUAGCAGCCAGUUACUCCUCACCCUGUGCUCGCUGGAAGCGAUGCUCUGUAGUCAUCCCUCGGUCUGCCUUUUGAUUUUGGAUAGCCUUUCAGCUUUUUAUUGGAUAGACCGCGUCAACGGAGGAGAAAGUGUUAACUUGCAGGAGUCUACUCUGAGGAAGUGUUCUCAACUCUUGGAGAAGCUUGUAAACGAGUAUCGGUUGGUUCUCUUUGCAACAACACAAAGUAUAAUGCAGAAAGCCUCAAACCCGGAGGAAGGGCCUUCCUGUGCCCGUCAUUGCCUGAGUGACGUGGAUGUGGACUAUAGGCCCUAUCUCUGUAAGGCGUGGCAGCGGGUGGUGAAGCACAGACUACUCUUCUCCAAGCAAAAUGACUCGAAAGCCGGCAACCAGUUUUCUUUAGUUUCACGUCAUUUAAAAAGUAACAAUGUAAAAAAACACUUUUUUACUAUUGGAGAAAGUGGUGUUGAGUUUUGUUGAUAUGUAUCAUAAAACAGUCUUUUGUCAGAUGUUAUGCAAGUUUUAAAAAGUGUUUAAUGGACUAAAAUGAUUUGAUUCUAAAAUUUUAAACUCUAAGGGAAUCUAACAUAACCACGUUUCUACACAGAAUGGAGUUCUUAAACUGGAACCUUAGACUGUUCUGUUCCUGGGUUGUUGAAGAUUAUUCAGAGUGGUAACAAUAACAGUUAAACUAUAUUAAGUUGUUUUAAAACUAAAUAAAUAAGAUACACAUUUCAGUCCCAAUAAAAUGGAGUUUUCUAA
Messenger RNA from Bubalus bubalis (water buffalo), 1303 nucleotides. It is a transcript of the gene XRCC2, whose product is annotated as X-ray repair cross complementing 2. Gene Ontology annotation, molecular function: four-way junction DNA binding; ATP binding; ATP-dependent DNA damage sensor activity. Bases 179 to 1021 code for a protein of 280 amino acids. Gene Ontology annotation, biological process: double-strand break repair via homologous recombination; DNA strand invasion. NCBI's taxonomy places the organism in Eukaryota, Metazoa, Chordata, Mammalia, Artiodactyla, Bovidae. The transcript has 3 exons. The record is from RefSeq and is a predicted model, not a curated record. Gene Ontology annotation, cellular component: centrosome; replication fork; Rad51B-Rad51C-Rad51D-XRCC2 complex.